CUGGCAUCUCGAACAAAAAAAAAAUAUGGUGAUGAAUAUGUGUCUCGAGCCGACCUCUGCAUAAACCUUAGCCGCAUUCCUGCAAGCUGCAGGACCCCAGAGCUACGGCGCUGCGCUCAGUGAACACGCCGUUUAGAAGGAGGGUCGUCACUCCUAGUAAGGUCUCUUUAAGAAGUUUCCGGUAAUUUGACACUUGGAAAAAAAAAACGCUCUCUUCCUUGGAGUUACCCAAGCCGACAGUGCAGUAUCCAGCAUCAACUUGAAAUCGCAUCGCACCAUAAAGAGUAUAGCUGUUCUGUUAUUUUUAUAGCAGGAGAUUGAUUUUUUUUUAAAUGUGAAGCAUGCGGCGCCGAUAGCAAAACCAGUUGAUACUAAAUUAGUGUUUUGUGUUUACAGCCGCAUGCAGCUGCAGGGGCGUGCUGCCUGAAUGAUGACAACAUGAAUGGUCUUUAAUAUCUUAUGGAGCAUAAUGCUGUCAAGAGAAGCGGCACUGCGCUGCGGUUGAUACACAUACUCCUAUACAUUUUUUCUUCGAUGAAGGAGGAGUGGAGGUACAGUCGCAGUUAAACCAUGGAAACGGGUGGGCUGCAAUGUAAGAGCGUCGUUGAGGAGCUUUGGAACCUCAUGGAAUGUUAACAAAAAAGUCUUACUGUGGACCAGCAAGGGGAAAUCAUUCCGCUUUUUUGAUGAAGAUUGUAUACAAGAGCGUGGUUGAGCUGCAAUGGAUCUCUUUACUCAGCUGAUUCUUGGAAUCGCUGUGGCAAGUUUCUUUUUCUUUCAAAUCCUCUUUCAUUAUAUCAGCCCAUGGAUGUCCAUUUAUGUCAGCUCUGGAUUCAAAAAGCUCAGUGUCAAACAGAAGAUUGAAUGGAAUUCCAGGACUGUUUCAACUCUGCAUGCCUUGAUUGUUGGGAUAUUUUGUUUAUACAUAUUGAUGUUUGAUGAUGCAGUCAAUGAAGACCCUGUCUGGGGAGAUCCCACGUUGGUAAAGCUAAAUGUUGCUAUAACCACUGGCUACCUCAUUUCGGAUUUGCUGCUUAUUUUCUACUAUUGGAAGGCAAUCGGAGACAAGUUUUUUGUAGUGCACCAUGUUGCAGCGCUGUAUGCUUACUACUAUGUACUGGGUCAAGGAUUCUUGCCUUAUUUUGCUAACUUUCGUCUGCUUGCAGAGUUUUCCACACCCUGUGUCAAUCAGCGCUGGUUCUUUGAAGUCCUAGGUUAUCCCAAGUCUUCAAAACCCAACAUAGCAAAUGGAGUGAUGAUGGCAGUGAUUUUCUUCAUGGUGCGGAUUGCUGUCAUGCCCUUGUACUACAAAAAGAUGAUUUCCAUCUAUGGAACAGAAGCUUUCUACAGGCUGUCUUUUGGGGGUCGUAGUGCUUGGAUUUGUUCAAGUAUUUGCUUGGAUAUUAUGAACAUUAUGUGGAUGCACAAAAUAGCCCGUGGUUGCUAUAAAGUUCUGCGUUCUAGCAGAAAAUAUAAGGUAGACAAUUAAGAAAAUGGUAACAUUUACUAAUGAAAAUAUGAUUACUACUGAUAGAAAGGAAGACUUUGGAUUCUGAAAAGGAAUGCACCUUCUCUGUUAUAAAUAUUUCCAUGAAGUGCUUGUCCAUAUGAAAUGUUACUCCACUCAUGCAUCUGCAAAUAUUUUGUCAUUUGACAUCCAGUGCAAGCUGCUACAUGCAACAUUCUUAGUCAGUUUAAAAAAAUUAAAGUAUCGAUAAUUUUGCUUAAAAUGUUCAGCUUCAAUUCAUGGUUGUGUCCUAUUAGUUGAACUACAACAGAACAGCUGUUUUGCCCCUAAUGAUACUGCAGCCGAUUGUAUGAUUGUAAUUCCAGAAAAGAUGGGGAGAAAAAGCUAUUCAUUUUUAAAACGCUUUGAGAUGAGUUUCUCAGGUUUUAUUUAAUGAUGAACCAAAAUAAUAUGUUAGCUAUAUUAUUACUGGUAACAUGCUUUAUCACAGAUACAAAACUAUUUUUUCUUUCUUCUAAUGUGGAUGUUUAGUUCCCUGGGAACAGCUGUCACAUUUCAUGUAGUACUUUGACAUUGCUACACAUUUAAAACGAUGAAUUUCAGCAGUGUUGCUGUUUUAAGAUGUUUUAACAUCCUAAAGCCUACCGAAUUGCAAAGGAAAACACAGAAUCAUGAUUCCAGUUUGAGAAUAAUGCAGUAUUGCUAAGAAAGGUUUGUUACUUUUAAGAGUUUCCUGUUUUGGGGAUCUAAUUGGAUUUCCAGAUCUAGGACACACUUAUUUAAAAUGCAUUUUAUAUAAUUAAAAAAAAAAAGGCAACAACAUGGUGAUUCCAUGUGUCAAUUAAGAGUGCCAAUCAGCAAAAGAAGCAUAUCAAGUGCAAUAAAUUGUAUGCAGAUACUGAUGAUGUAAACUUCACUCAAUGGUUUUGGAUUAUCUGCAUUCUCUGAAAAGGACUUUCAGCUUUGUGAUGAAUUCAGGCCUGCUGAUUGGCUGCUUGCUUGUUCUCAGUGGGCAAGUUUCACUCCCUCUGCUGGUGUAAAGAAAAGGUGAUUAUAAAAAAGGCUAAUUCUGUGUGUAGGGAUAUAUCAAUAUUUUUAUACUUCGUUUAACUUUGGAGUUUUAAUGGAAAAGGGACUAAAAGUGCACUUAUGCUUCAAAUACAUCUGCUUUACAUAGGAAAUUUAGUUUAUUAGGCUUUCUUGAAAGUUCCUAAUUGUCAUCAAUGUGCAUUAGCUACAUUUUUAAUUGGAGUAGCACUGAUGACAAAGUGAUAGAUAGAUGGUAACUUUACCAAUAACAAGGGUACAUUCUAAAGGAGGAUUUUUUUUUAAAUACUUAAGGUCUUACCCUGUAUUGUGUAGCAUGUUUGCAUAUGUAGAGCAUCAGCAAUGACCUGUAUGUUGAUCUUUUACAGACACAUCAAUUCAUGUAUACAAUACUAUUAAAAUGCUGUAUUCUUACUACAGUUUAUGUAUAAAAGUGCAUGCUGCAAUAUUUUCUCAUUAAUAAAAGUGUCGAUGGCAACUUUUUACUUUAAGUACUGUAACUUGUUAAUGCAUCAAAGACAAAACCCUAUACACGUUGUAAUUUUUGUAAAUGCUCCCUUUAACAAUAGGUAAAUUAUAUGCACAAGGCCUUCUGUACAGAAGGUGGAAUUUUCUUCUUUUACUUGAUUACCUCAUUCAGUAUGUUAAUGACAUGCACCUAAUUUUAAAACCAGCACGUCUGCAUUUAAUACAGAAAUGUUGAAUCUAUUUAUGGAUCUGUAUGGUAUGAAUUAUAAAUAUAUGGUUCUGAUGUAUGUAAAUAUUACUUCUUAGUAAGAGAUUACUAUCAAAAUAUACAGAGGCUGUUAAAUUAUGCUUAUGAUUUUUUUUCACUUUGGAUAAUUUUAGUUGGAAUUCAUGAGGUUUGAGUCUUCUUUUAAUGGGGGUAAACUUUCUUACAUAAUGGGUACAAAUCAGAAGAUUUAGUGUUUGGCACAUUCACUUAAACAACAUUGAUGCCUUAAUUGUAUUCUAUUGUCAUUUCUUCUUGUGAUUUGCCUUCACCGUGAACAUACGUAACACAAAUUCAGGAGCAUGGGUAUGGUAAACAUUCAAAGUGCUUUUGUUUUUAAAAUUGUUUUAUGUCCAGUUUUCUGAUAGUUGUAAUUAAACAAUUUUUUAUUGUCAAUUUAUCUUUUCUGUGGUUGUUAGCAGUGCUUCUGCCAAGUUCUUUUAAAUGUAAAUCUAGAGAAGAGCACUACUUUAGAGUUGAUAUACAAAGCAGUUUUGCUUUUAUUUUUAGAUUUAUUAGGUAACUAAAUUGUUUAUAAAUUGUCACCAGCGAUUAGAGUUUUGCAAGCAACGUUUGCUGUUAUGGAGACCAUUUCUAUUUCAAAAAGUAAGCAAUAUAUCUGUUGUUUUGCAUUGUAUCUACUAAAAAUAUUUUGCAUAAUUAGAUGCAAAAAUAUUUUUUUCCUAAUUAAAAUACUAACUGUAUUUGAAAGCACAAGGUUUAGUUACGUGUUAUUAGAAUUUUACGCUUUCAGAUAUUUUUAAUGCCCCUUUCAUUUCAUUGAUUUGAUUUGCCUUGUUUUGAGCAACAUUCCGUUCUGCAUACAUGUUAUACUAUAAAUGCUUACAUAUGUAUAAUACAGUGUACUCAUACUGCAUAAUAAAAUAUAUUUGAUUAUCUACAAACGUGGUAAAUUAAGUUCAAAUCACUUUCAGAAUUGCGUCUUCUUCUGCAAGCCAGUACUAAAAAAUUACUUUUUCUUACUUUAACCAUCAACCUUCUUUACAUUCUGGUGAAAGAAAUUCAAGAAUGUAGAAGUGAAUGUGUAUAGAAUUUUUAUUUUGUGUUGGUUUUUCUCUGUAUUAUUAAUUCCUACAUACUUGGCCUGCAAUAAAGCAAUACAUUCAUAA
Molecule: messenger RNA, 4378 nt
Organism: Erpetoichthys calabaricus (reedfish)
Lineage: Eukaryota; Metazoa; Chordata; Cladistia; Polypteriformes; Polypteridae
Gene: tlcd4a
Product: TLC domain containing 4a
Exons: 9
Coding region: 722-1489 (255 amino acids)
Biological process (GO): lipid homeostasis
Cellular component (GO): endoplasmic reticulum; membrane
Source: RefSeq, a predicted model, not a curated record